Molecule: messenger RNA, 800 nt
Organism: Osmerus eperlanus (European smelt)
Lineage: Eukaryota; Metazoa; Chordata; Actinopteri; Osmeriformes; Osmeridae
Gene: knstrn
Product: kinetochore localized astrin (SPAG5) binding protein
Exons: 9
Coding region: 120-710 (196 amino acids)
Biological process (GO): regulation of attachment of spindle microtubules to kinetochore; mitotic sister chromatid segregation; spindle organization
Cellular component (GO): kinetochore; mitotic spindle; centriolar satellite
Source: RefSeq, a predicted model, not a curated record
GUAGUAAAUGCUAGCGAGUCAAACGCUAGCUAAUCGGAAGUGACGACGUAAUUUUCAAAACAGUCAGUGCUGUCUGGCGGUACGAGUCUUUUGUCAAUUUAUAGAAAAAAGUUAUCAAGAUGACUUCGAAAAUCCCCAGAUCAGGACAAGGUAAAUUAGAUGGUGUAUUCAAGCCCCAUAACGAAAAUGCACCAAGAAAAAUCCCUACAACCAAAAAACAAAAAGGACCACCUAGCAGGUAUGGGCAACAGUCAGAUAUCAGGGACCAGAAUCAGCUUUUGGUGGUUGUCAAUGAGGAGCUGCAGAGGAACCUUACUGAGACUAAGCAAAGAAUGGCCCAGCUGGAGCAGCAGUGCAGUGAUCUCAAAGGGGAGAAUGGAAACUUCCAGAAAGAACUGAAGGACUGCCACGUGUUGCUUGUCGCUGGAAAUAUUGACCCUGUUCUGGGUGAAAGAAUUGGACAAACUACACAACAAAAUGAAGAUGAAAGAAAAGAGGUGGUGAAUGUAUCCAAAGAUCUUUUGGGAGAAUUGAACACUUUCUGUGACAUGACAACAGAGCAAAGUGAACGCGUUGAUGAAAUCCAAAACACCAUGAAAGAUCUCAAAGAAGCUCGGGAGCUUCUGUCGCAGGAGAGGGAGAGCCUGUCUUUGGAAGUUGAAGAAAUGGAGAAGGCUCUUGAGGAAGCAGAUAUGCUUUUAGUAAAAUAGACAGACUGUGGGUGUUAAUAUUUUUUUAUUGAUUGUACAUUGAAAAAAUGAAUGACAAGGGGGGGGGGGGUAAAUAAAGAUUUUACAUUG